Molecule: messenger RNA, 2022 nt
Organism: Erigeron canadensis
Lineage: Eukaryota; Viridiplantae; Streptophyta; Magnoliopsida; Asterales; Asteraceae
Product: plant-specific TFIIB-related protein PTF2
Exons: 1
Coding region: 154-1731 (525 amino acids)
Biological process (GO): transcription by RNA polymerase III; DNA-templated transcription initiation; transcription preinitiation complex assembly
Cellular component (GO): transcription factor TFIIIB complex; nucleus; transcription preinitiation complex
Molecular function (GO): RNA polymerase III type 3 promoter sequence-specific DNA binding; RNA polymerase III general transcription initiation factor activity
Source: RefSeq, a predicted model, not a curated record
UUUUUGAACAUACUUUGCAGAAUUAUUUUCUACUCCAGUUCGUAGAUUUAUUUUUUAUUUUCCAUAUAUAUGGUUUCUUGAUCGAUUGGGUAAUGUUAGACCCGCUCGACCCGCAUGAGAUACCCAUUUAGACCCGUUUUAUUUUAUAAUUAAAUGUCUUGUUGCAAGAACUGCAAAUCAAAGGCCUUAACGACAGACCCACAUACAGGAAACCUAGAAUGCACAUCAUGCGGUGUCGUACAACACUCGACAACCUACGACCAACAAACAUACAAUCGAGACGGACCCACGGGUCACAAUAUCCGGUUAGGUACUUCCGGGUCAAGGUAUGAUUAUUCUUAUCAUGAAACCAAGAUUUAUUUAGCCCAGAAAAUAGUUUCUGAUAUUUUGUUGAAAUUAGAAUUAGAAAAUAGAUUUGAUGAAGUUAAUAACAUGAUUAAGGAGAUUACGGAUAACGAAUACGGUUCGGGUAGAUGGUUCAGUGUACUUGUUGGUGCUUGUGUUUACGUUGUUAUGCGAAAAGCGAAAAAAUGGAUGCCGUUAGGGAGUAUUUGUGAAAAUGUGGGGUGUGAUGGGUAUGAGUUAGGUAGAAUGGUGAGUCGGGUUGUGGAGCAUUUGGAGAUACGGUUGCCGGAUGGGGAUAUAGUCGGGUUGUUUGAACGGGUUGUGAAGGAAAUGGGUGUAGGGAGGGAGAAAGUUGGGAGGGUUUUGAAACAAGGGGUGUUUUUGUUGCAAUGUAUGGUGAAGUGGUAUGUGACGACGGGGAGAAGGCCGGUGCCGGUUGUGGUGGCGGUGGUGGUUUUUGUUUGUGAAGUGAAUGAGGUUGAGGUUAGUGUGGAGGAUUUGGCGGAAAAGUUGAAUGUGAAUGUUACAACGUGUAAGUUGAGGUAUAAGGAGGUGUUGGAACGGUUGGUGGAUGUUGGGAGAGGAAAUUUGCCGUGGGGUGAGAAUGUAAAUGUUAAGAAUGUUAUGAAGAAUGCUCCAAUGAUUAUUCAGUAUAUGGAGAUGAAGUCGAUGUGUAGUGGUGGUGGGAGGAAGAAGGAUGUGAGUUUGGUGGAGGGUGUCGGUUUGGUUUUGGAUGGUUUGAUUAAGGAUUGUUUGGAUGGUGGAGACGAUGGAAGGUUUUUCGCUGAAGGGUUUUACGCGGGUGAUGACGAUGGUGAUAGGUCACGGGGUGGCAGAGUGAAUUGGGAAGUUGAAGAUUUGGAGAAGCUUAAGGUUUCGCACGAAUGUUUAUCGAAGAUUUACUUAAAGUUCUUGGAUGAGUAUACUAGUAUGAAGGCAUCAAUGGGGACCGUUGAACGUGUUGGGAGCGGCAAGUCUUUUCUUUUCUUGGAUAUGCCGGAGUAUUGGACUGGGAACUCAGAGAUGAGCAAAAAGCUUUUUCUUGAUCAAAUAUUGGAAAAAGAUGUUGGAUUGAACGUUAUGCCUCCGUCUUUUGUUAAGGGAUGUUUGAAAACAAAAAGGAGAAAAGAAAAGAUCAAGGCUGCUAAGAUACGCAUUGAGAAGAUAAGGCGACCAUGGAUGACUGCAAAUGAUAGUGAUGAGCUCUGUGUACAAAAUGCUGUGAUUUCUAAAAAGAGAAAAAAACGGGCAAAGAAAGCUGAUACUGAUUGGGAAGAUUUUGUUAUUGAAACUCUGUUACUUCAUCAGGUGAAAGAAGAAGAAAUAGAGAAAGGUUACUACAAUACCUUGUUGGAUCUUCAUGUUGUCAACUCUGCUUUCAGAUAGUUUAUCAUAUAUACUUUGUUGAUUAAACUUUUGCCACUGACAUACAUAUACAUAACAUACAUAUGUGAAAAGAUUGCUUCUUUUUGAGCAGUAUAUAUGUAAACUAUAAUUCGUGGAACUUUUUUUAUGUUGAUUUCCAGUUGUCACAACUGCAAAAACAGAGUAAAAAAAGAAGUUUGUGAGUAAGCAUAGUUAAAAUUACCUUGUUUGUUGCAUUUAGUUCUAUUAGAAUGUCUAAUGUGUAACUCUGGCAAACAUACGAGAAUUGCAGAAUAAGCAAGAGGUUUCUCU